Molecule: messenger RNA, 291 nt
Organism: Peronospora matthiolae
Lineage: Eukaryota; Oomycota; Peronosporomycetes; Peronosporales; Peronosporaceae
Source: the annotation of a GenBank genome assembly
AUGUUGGGCGUAGAAGACGACAGCUUUCACGUCUCACGUGAAGGCUACUCCCAUCUGAGUGACUCAUACUGGAAGAUAGUCGGCCGCAUGAGUGUGCUCAUAGGAGAACCCGCCAUUAGUGGCAUGUUGGAGUUCCUAAGCAGAGGCCAGCGACAUGCUGCGAUCGACACGUUCCUACAAGAGGAACUUGCCGUCGAAAGACAGAAGAUAGUCUUGCUACAACAGCAAGUUUCUCAUCAGUCGAUGGGCGGACCGACGCACAAUGCGUCGACCCGAAACCUUGAAGAUUGA